This is a messenger RNA of Naegleria lovaniensis, 324 nucleotides long. RefSeq lists its product as uncharacterized. NCBI's taxonomy places the organism in Eukaryota, Heterolobosea, Eutetramitea, Acrasida, Naegleriidae. Bases 1 to 324 code for a protein of 107 amino acids. The transcript has a single exon. The record is from RefSeq and is a predicted model, not a curated record.
AUGAAAGCUCUAAUUCUUUCUAUAUUACUCAUUGUUCUACUGUGCUUGAGUGCUUCUUUUGGUUUAGCCAGCGACCACAAAGAAGUAAAGUCUUAUUAUCCUUACCCCUAUCCUUACGGUUAUAAUCCGUAUUAUUACGGAUUUGGAUACCCCUAUUGCGGUUUUGGCUAUCCUGGUUACUACAAUCCGCCAGGUCCUGCUGGAGGUCCAGGUGUUGGAUAUGGCUAUGGAUAUGGAUUUGGAUAUCCUUACUACAACCCACCAGGUGCAGUUGGAGGAUAUGUUAAUCCACCAGGCCCUGUUGGAGGUCCAGGUUACUUCUAA